Messenger RNA from Brachypodium distachyon (stiff brome), 1251 nucleotides. RefSeq names its product probable diphthine methyl ester synthase. The transcript is spliced from 6 exons. The record is from RefSeq and is a predicted model, not a curated record. Gene Ontology annotation, biological process: protein histidyl modification to diphthamide. Gene Ontology annotation, molecular function: diphthine synthase activity. Bases 97 to 918 code for a protein of 273 amino acids. NCBI's taxonomy places the organism in Eukaryota, Viridiplantae, Streptophyta, Magnoliopsida, Poales, Poaceae.
GCAAGGCCAAACAGAGCAAGGAGGAAGCAAACGCCUGUUUCUUUCCCCACCCACCACGAGUGAAGAAAGAGCGAGGAGAAGCAAACGCCCGCCGCCAUGCUCUACAUAGUGGGCCUCGGCCUCGGCGACGAGCGCGAUAUCACGGUGCGGGGGCUCGACGCCGUCCGCCGCUGCUCCAAGGUCUACAUGGAGGCCUACACCUCGCUCCUCUCCCUCGGUCUCGACCCCGCCUCUCUCGCCAACCUCGAGAAGCUCUACGGGAAGGAGAUCACGGUUGCUGACCGCGAGAUGGUGGAGGAGCGCUCGGACCAGAUGCUGAGCGAGGCCACGGACGCGGACGUCGCCUUCCUUGUCGUCGGCGACCCGUUUGGGGCGACCACACACACUGAUUUGGUUGUUCGUGCCAAGAGCAUAGGGGUAGAAGUUAAGGUUAUCCACAAUGCAUCUGUCAUGAACGCAGUUGGAGUUUGUGGGUUGCAACUUUACCGCUAUGGAGAGACCAUCUCUAUACCUUUCUUCACAGAGACAUGGAGACCAGAUAGUUUCUAUGAGAAAAUUCAGAACAGUCGUCGACUUGGCUUGCAUACCCUCUGCCUACUAGAUAUUCGUGUUAAGGAGCCAACACUUGAGUCCUUAUGCAGAGGAAAGAAAGUGUAUGAACCACCAAGAUUCAUGACUGUAAACACUGCCAUAAGUCAGCUUUUGGAGGUGGAGGAACUGCAUGGGGGAUCUGCAUAUGGCCCAGAUUCACUAUGUAUGGGUGUAGCUCGCCUUGGAAGCGACGAUCAGAAGAUUGUUGCUGGCCCCAUGAAGAAACUACUGGACGUUGAUUUUGGCCCGCCUCUGCACUGCCUCAUCAUAGUGGGAGAGACUCAUCCUGUGGAACAAGAGAUGCUAGAGUUCUACAUGAUCAAGUAGUGGUCUACAGAGAACACUUUCAAUGUGAGUUAUUUAAAAGGAAUCUUUACACCUUUUGCUGUCAGCAUUGUUGGGUCAAUGCACAUUUUGUUUUGUCUCCACAUUGUUGCUCCAGGAACUUGUUGCCUAGAUUCAUGAUUCCUGUAUGAUGGACCUCUCUUGAACCGUUGAUGUUUGGUCAAGUCUGCUAUCGGGGUGUCCACCUGGAGCUUACUGCUCAAUGAGCUGCAUUUUUGCCCUUCACCGAAAUACUCUCGACGGGUCUUUUGACCCUUGUUUACAAUGUACGUGUGCUUGCGCCUAAGUGAUCAUGUAAAGCCACCUUGGAGAUUA